Phalaenopsis equestris is the source of this 1750-nucleotide messenger RNA. RefSeq lists its product as uncharacterized. The annotation marks the transcript as partial. Gene Ontology annotation, molecular function: nucleic acid binding; RNA-DNA hybrid ribonuclease activity. The transcript has 3 exons. NCBI's taxonomy places the organism in Eukaryota, Viridiplantae, Streptophyta, Magnoliopsida, Asparagales, Orchidaceae. The record is from RefSeq and is a predicted model, not a curated record.
GUUCCUCACCUUUGUUUAUGCCGGUACUUCUAAUGUUUCCCGACUUGAUCUUUGGCACAAGCUUUCUGUGAUGGGUUCUUCCAUCAAUCAUGAGUGGAUGGGGAGGGGGGUUACAGAUAAUAUUAUGCUAGCUCAGGAGCUUAUUCUUGAUAUUGAUAAAAAAUGUAGAGGAGGCAAUAUGGUUACUAAACUGGACAUUCGCAAGACUUAUGAUUCUGUUAGCUGGGAGUUUAUUUUGAAUAUUCUUAAAGCCCGUGUUUUUUUCUCAGGACUUUUGAAAAAUGAGUCCUUAUGGGCCAAUUUCAUGCAUGGGAAAUAUUGUUGCUUCUCUCAUCCUGCUUUCAUCACUUGGAGGCUUGGUAACUCCAUCAUGUGGAAGAGACUGCUUUUGGUUAGAGACUGGGCGAAGAAUUUCAUAUUUUGGGACGUGGGUUCUGGAAAUCUCUCCUUCUGGCAUGACUGUUGGUCACAUGUCUCUCUUCAUUUGAGGGAUACUACGUUUUCAAAUCUCAAAGUGUCCGACACUUGGGUGGAUGGCCAUUGGAAUCUUCCUCUUCGUACUACUUUAUUGGGGAUGGAGGGAGCCACCUACAUUUCCAACAUUCCUAUUGAUCCUCAUAUGCGUGAUACUCCUGUGUUGAAAUUACCCUUGGCUAGCUCUAUUACCAAAUCUAUUUAUGUUUCUCGAUAUAGCUUUCAUAACACCCCUUGGGGUCAAGAUGUGUGGAGUUGGGCUUUAACUCCGUCAAUGUCUUUUUUGGCUUGGCGCAUAUUUCGCUUAACUUUACCUUGCGAUGACAUCCUGAAGAUGAAAGGUUUGAGAAUUGUCUCCCACUGUUGCUUGUGUAAUUCGGUGGAGGAAACUCUUGAGCAUAUCUUCUUUUUGUGCCCUUGUUCUUUAUAUGUUUGGAAAAUGGCCGGUUUGUGGUUUGGUAACAUUAUUACUCAGGCGAGGAACCUCUUGCUUACCUCUUUGAGGUACAAUUCAGAACGUAAGAGGAAACACUUUUGGCAAAUCUAUCCUUAUAUUAUUUGUUGGUUCAUAUGGAUGGCAAGGAAUGACAUUAUUCAUGAAGAAAAGGUGAUUCAUAAUACUAUGGUUUUCUCAAAUAUUAUCCCUUACAUUAAUAAAUUAUGGAGAUUGGGGAAUUCCAAAAAUGGUUUCUUUUUGGGCAUCAAUUAUUUUCUUGCUUUGGGACAUACGAAUUUGGAAGGGAGGAGGUCCCUUCAUCCUCCUAUUUUAGUGAAAUGGUCUCCACCUCCUACAGGUUUGUUUAAAAUUAAUACAGAUGGAAGUUGGAAUGUCUCUGAAGCUGGUUGUGGGGGCAUUAUUAGGAAUUUUGUGGGGGACUGCAUUCUUUUUUUCUCCUCUCCUUCUAAUGCGGAUUAUCCUAUAGAGGUGGAAGCUCGGGCUAUUUUAAACGGUGCUAUUUUGGCUCACUAUUUAAGUUGGAGGAACAUCAUUUUUGAAUGUGAUAAUCGUACCUUAAUUGACAUUUUAGAUAAAGGUGUCGAUGCCCCUUGGGAUAUUCUUUAUCAUAUUAGAAGGAUUAAAGGGUUACUAUCCAAUGUGAAUGUUAUUUGGAGUUUCAAUUACCUGGACGACAAUCAACCCGCUAAUUGGAUCGCUAAAUUAGGAAGUUCCGCUCAAACUUAUAGAGUGGGAUCUACUCCCCCUCCUCCUUUAAAUACUCUCUUGGUUGGUGAUAAUAUUGAUGUUCCUUAUAUUCGCAGGGUUGCUUCUUUUUAA